AUGUUCUUUGAUCAUGCACGGGCCGGCUGGGAUCUUCAUGAUGCGGAAAAUGAGCUGUUUUCUAUGAUACAUCUCGAGUCCCUACUGAAAAAGGCGUUAUAUAUCAUCACACAACAGCCGGAUGCAGUUUUCUCGCCGGUUCACGCUGCCCGGGAGGAAAAUCCCGUUCCUGCGGGGGCGGAGGAACAAGUCCAUUUCAUUGCAAACGCUUUGUUAAUGGACGCGUACCCUCCUAACAUGCACUUAUCUCCAAUCGUUUUCGCGCUUGAUGGUGGUGGUAUACGUGGUGUUAUCACGCUCCGUUUCCUACAAGAGCUGGAAAGGCGAAUACCCUUGCCCCUGUGGCAGAUUCCUAAUUUAACGGUAGGUACUAGCGCAGGCGCCCUCAUUGCCAUCGACAUUUUCUGCGAUCAGCGGAAUGCCUCUGAUGCAAUAUCACGGUUUGCAUCAUUUGCUGAGGAGAUAUUCCCUCCCCAGCCUCGGCGAUUGACUUUUGUUGGAAAGGGAUGGGACAUGUUUAAAUUCUGGUUAGAAGAUGCACAGUAUGACUCCAAUGCAUUAGAUGCUGCUCUGAAGAAGGCCUUUGGAGGCUCUCGAUAUUUAUUUCAAUCUCCACCAACCAAACAAACAAGCGGUAGUGUGGCAAUAACGGCAAGCCAGGUAGACGAAAACGGCAAGCUUUGUUUGCUGACUAACUAUCGCCACCUGGGUCACGAUAGCUAUCGGAGAUCCUACACAACAAUCAUUCCUAUGGAGGAAGAACCGCGACUAUGGCAAGCUGCGAGAUGUAGUGUUUCUGCACUCGGAUACUUCAAGCCAAUGUUUCUUCCUGGCAUUGGAUUACUUCAGGACGCUGGUGUUCGAGCAAAUUGUCCGCUCCGAGUUGCUAUACGAGAAACUCUAGACAUGUGGCCUACUAAUGUUGAGCCUAGUCUGGUUGUCAGUGUUGGAACGGGGUUUUCUCUUACCCCCAAGCGCUCACCGCAUCGGAAUGGAUUCAUCCAUCGUGCACUUCAUGCUUUUAUCUAUGGUCCUGCUGUUGACGGGAACGAAGGAUUCCAAGACGCGUAUGAUAAUCUUCCUCGUGGGGCCCAAGAAAACGUGUUCAGACUUAAUCUCCACCUAAAGGACGGGCUACCACAGCUUGAUAGUGUCACGAGCAUCAAGGAUCUCGUAUCUCUGCCAUAUACUAUUCCCGACCGACUCUGUCAAAUGAUUAUUUCACGCCUGUUCUUCUUCGAGCUUGAUACGGAGCCAGCCCACACGGAUCGAGGAAUUCUAUGCACCGGGUCUAUUCUUGUGAAAGGGGACCUUGACAACAUGUUGGGUGCGGUUGAAAGAGAGUAUCAGGAUCCUAUCUUUGCUAUGGUGCCCGGUGCCAAUUUUGGCUCAGUCACUAACCACCAGGGAUGUACUGUAUGCGCUUACUACCGCAAACGUGUUCAAUUCACAGUUUCGACUCCAUCAGAAGAAUUUUCAUUAUCUAUCAAAAGUAAAACGUCCAGUGAAAGGAUUAACGGAUUUCCGACCACACUCUCCAGGAUUCUCAAAUUCCAGGGGGUCGAGGCUUCAUUCGGUAGAUCGGACCACAGGCAUACCUGGAAGCCGCAACGGUCCAUCGAAAAGGCGUAG
Messenger RNA from Penicillium cosmopolitanum, 1632 nucleotides. RefSeq lists its product as uncharacterized. The transcript has 7 exons. NCBI's taxonomy places the organism in Eukaryota, Fungi, Ascomycota, Eurotiomycetes, Eurotiales, Aspergillaceae. Bases 1 to 1632 code for a protein of 543 amino acids. Gene Ontology annotation, biological process: arachidonate metabolic process. The record is from RefSeq and is a predicted model, not a curated record. Gene Ontology annotation, cellular component: membrane.